Molecule: messenger RNA, 6599 nt
Organism: Anguilla anguilla (European eel)
Lineage: Eukaryota; Metazoa; Chordata; Actinopteri; Anguilliformes; Anguillidae
Product: TRAF2 and NCK-interacting protein kinase-like
Exons: 33
Coding region: 331-4680 (1449 amino acids)
Biological process (GO): protein phosphorylation
Molecular function (GO): ATP binding; protein kinase activity
Source: RefSeq, a predicted model, not a curated record
AGCGUUUUGCAUCGGUGUUCUAGGAGUGUGCGGUCACUCGAUUUUGUUGGUGUCUACACAGCCCGUGCAAGCGCCAUGCGAACGGUGCUAUGCAUGUCCUCUUCGUAUACAUCAUCAAUGUAACACCUCGAGCACUGCACUGCCGUUACAUUUACUCGUAAUUUCUAAUGUCUAAGAGGAUUUCCGUUUAUUUUGUUCCAUCGUUCAUGUCAAGACGGUCGCUAGAAUUAUUGCUGUGGUCUCCUCCAGCACCGACCGAAAAGGAUUUGUGUGUGAUCAAAAUUUAAUUUUGACAUUAUUUCAUUUUUAAUAUAUUUAGCUAAUAUAAAUAUGGCCAGCGAUUCUCCUGCAAGAAGUCUGGAUGAAAUCGACCUCUCUGCUCUGCGGGACCCGGCGGGCAUUUUUGAGCUGGUGGAACUAGUUGGGAAUGGAACGUACGGGCAGGUCUACAAGGGUCGUCAUGUCAAGACGGGCCAGCUCGCCGCCAUCAAAGUCAUGGACGUCACUGGGGAUGAAGAGGAGGAGAUUAAGCAGGAGAUUAACAUGCUGAAGAAGUACUCGCACCACCGCAACAUUGCCACGUACUAUGGCGCCUUCAUCAAGAAAAACCCACCAGGAAUUGAUGACCAGCUCUGGCUGGUGAUGGAGUUCUGUGGCGCUGGCUCGGUGACAGACCUGAUAAAGAACACCAAGGGGAACUCGCUGAAGGAGGAGUGGACGGCCUACAUCUGCAGGGAGAUCCUCAGAGGUUUGACUCACCUCCACCAGCACAAAGUCAUCCACCGGGACAUCAAGGGCCAGAACGUCCUGCUCACGGAGAACGCCGAGGUCAAACUAGUGGAUUUUGGUGUGAGCGCGCAGCUCGAUCGGACCGUGGGCCGCAGGAACACUUUCAUCGGGACGCCGUACUGGAUGGCCCCUGAAGUCAUCGCCUGUGACGAGAACCCCGACGCCACGUAUGACUUUAAGAGUGACCUGUGGUCACUAGGAAUCACAGCCAUAGAGAUGGCAGAAGGAGCUCCACCACUGUGUGACAUGCAUCCUAUGAGGGCACUCUUCCUGAUUCCCAGGAAUCCAGCCCCCAGACUCAAGUCCAAGAAGUGGUCCAAGAAGUUCCAGUCCUUCAUAGACAGCUGCCUGGUGAAGAGUCACGGACAGCGGCCCAGCACUGAGCAGCUACUCAAACACCCCUUCAUCCGGGACCAGACCAAUGAGAGGCAGGUCCGCAUCCAGCUCAAGGACCACAUUGACCGUACCAAGAAGAAGCGAGGGGAGAAAGAUGAGACUGAGUAUGAGUACAGCGGGAGUGAGGAAGAGGAGGAUGACAAUGACAUGGGAGAACCCAGUUCCAUCAUCAACAUCCCCGGGGAGUCCACCUUGAGGCGGGACUUCUUGCGCCUGCAGCUGGCCAAUAAGGAGCGGUCGGAGGCGCUGCGCAGGCAGCAGCUGGAGCAGCAGCAGAACGAGGAGCACAAGCGCCAGCUGCUGGCCGAGAGGCAGAAGCGCAUCGAGGAGCAGAAGGAGCAGCGGCGGAGGCUGGAGGAGCAGCAGCGUCGGGAGCGGGAGCUGAGGAAGCAGCAGGAGCGGGAGCAGCGCCGGCGAUAUGAAGAGAUGGAGCAGCUCAGGAGGGAGGAGGAGAGGAGGCAGGCAGAGCGUGAGCAGGAGUAUAUCAGGAGACAGUUGGAGGAGGAGCAGAGGCAGCUGGAGAUCCUGCAGCAGCAGCUCCUCCAGGAGCAGGCUCUUCUUCUGGAGUACAAGCGGAAGCAACUGGAGGAGCAGAGGCAGGCUGAGCGGCUCCAGAGGCAGCUCCAGCAGGAGAGGGCCUACCUGGUCUCCCUCCAGCAGCAGCAGCAGCAAGACUCCCGGUCCAGCGACAAGAAGCUCUACCACUACAAGGACUCCGUCAACCCCAAUGACAAACCCGCCUGGGCCAAAGAGGUCAUGCAAAGGUCCAAAAGUAACUCUCCCCGCAUCCCGCCUCGACAGCACCACUCCUUCAGCCACGGGGAGGCCCGUCCCACCCGCUUCCUCCGCCUCCCCGACCACGCCCCCUAUCACCAGUCCUCCACCCCCCCUAACCCACCCCCUCGCAGCAGGGAGGAGGCCAUAGAGCAGCUGCGGAGACCCUCCCAGAACAUACCCAAAAUUAGGGUGUGGAGUGAGCUGGACCUCCUGGACCUUGCCCAGGACAUUAACGAUCAUGUUCGUGACUUGAAGGCCCAGCGGUCCGGGGCGGGGCACCGUGGGCGCAGCCCCGGCCGGGACCACCGAGCGGUGGAGGAGCGGUCCAAACUGAACCGCCAGAGCUCGCCGGCACUGCAGCACAAGGUGGCCAAUCGAAUUUCGGACCCCGCCCUGCCGCCCCGCUCCGAGUCCUUCAGCAGUGGUGGCAUCCAGCCCGCCAGGACCCCACCCAUGCACCGGGCUGUGGAGCCCCAGAUGGCCCACCUGGUCCCAGUGAAGUCCCACAGCUCCUCCAUGACGGGGUCCCAGUCCCUCCACGACCAGUCCGCCAAGGGCGUGUCCGCCUUCCAGGAAGGCCUGGUCUCCCAGCGACCCGAGAUGCCGCGGCAGAACUCGGACCCCACCUCCGAGACUCCCCCGCUGCCCCCCCGCAUCGCCAGCCGCGAGGACAAGUUCGACCGCACCUCCUGGCUGAGGGAGGAGGACAUCCCGCCAAAGGUGCGGCCAUCUCUGGUUCCACAGAGGACCACCUCCAUCUCCCCGGCCCUUGUGAGGAAGAACUCUCCUGGGAAUGGAGCUGGAGGCCUGGGGCCCAGAACCGGGUCCCAGCUGAUCCGGGCCAGCAAUCCGGACCUGCGCAAGAUGGACCUCACCGUGGAAACGGCCCUCCAGAGGACAAGCAGUGGGAGCUCGUCCAGCUCUAGCACCCCCAGCUCCCAGGCUGGGUCCAGCGAGAGAAACCGGGUCAGAGGGUCUGUUAGGCCAGACAGUUCCCCUGUGGUGUCCCAGGAGACCCCCAAAGCCAAACAGCAGGAGGACAGUCGGGAGGUGACCAGGCCAAGCCGACCAGCGGACCUCACUGCUCUUGCCAAGGAGCUACGUGAGCUGCGGACAGAUGACACCCACCGGCCGCCUGUGAAGGUGACGGACUACUCGUCCUCCAGCGAGGAGUCGGAGAGCAGCGAGGAUGAUGGAGAGAGCGAGGGGCAGGACGGCACUGUGCCGGUCAGCGACAUCCCGCGCAUCAUGCCAUCCGCAGGGGCAAACGAGUCAUAUGGCGUAGACGUGGGUAGCCAUGACGAUUCCCGCAGUGAUGCCUACAGCGGUGGCUCCAAGGAUGGCACCAUGGUGAUGAGGGAGACACUGGGGGAUAGAGUGCGCACUGGCCAUGCCGAGAGCAAUGGCUUCGCUGGCCCCGUCAAUCUGCCAGACUUGGUGCGUCAAAGCCACUCCCCCUCGGCCACGCCCGCCGAGGGCCUGGGCCAGCUCUCCAGUAUGCAUGCGCAAGACCUGGACACCGUUGCCGAAUAUGGCAUGGGGGGUGGAUCCAAGGCCUCCUUCACCCCCUUCAUGGACCCACGGGUGUACCAGAACUCCCCCACGGAUGAUGACGACGAGAAUUUGGCAGCAGACCAGUUUAACAACGAACUCCUGAGGCAGGAGCAGGCCAAGCUGAACGAGGCGCGCAAGAUCUCCGUCGUCAACGUCAACCCCACCAACAUCCGGCCCCACAGCGACACGCCUGAGAUUCGCAAGUACAAGAAGCGCUUCAACUCGGAGAUCCUGUGCGCCGCCCUCUGGGGGGUCAACCUGUUGGUGGGCACCGAGAACGGACUGAUGCUGCUGGACCGCAGCGGGCAGGGGAAGGUGUACAACCUCAUCAACCGCCGACGAUUCCAACAGAUGGACGUCCUGGAGGGCCUCAACGUCUUGGUCACCAUUUCAGGGAAGAAGAACAAGCUGAGGGUGUACUACCUGUCCUGGCUGCGGAACAGGAUUCUGCACAACGACCCAGAGGUGGAGAAGAAGCAGGGCUGGAUCACCGUGGGAGAGCUUGAGGGCUGUGUCCACUACAAAGUUGUGAAAUAUGAGAGAAUCAAGUUCUUGGUGAUUGCUCUGAAGAACUCUGUGGAGAUCUAUGCCUGGGCACCAAAACCAUACCAUAAAUUCAUGGCUUUCAAGUCUUUUACAGAUCUCCAGCACCGGCCCCAACUGGUGGACCUGACUGUGGAGGAAGGUCAAAGGUUAAAGGUUAUCUAUGGGUCCAGCGUGGGUUUUCACGUGAUCGAUGUGGAUUCGGGCAAUCCUUAUGAUAUCUACAUCCCGUCCCACAUUCAGAGCAGUAUCACCCCACACGCCAUUGUGGUGCUCCCCAAGACUGACGGAAUGGAGGUGCUUCUGUGUUAUGAAGAUGAGGGGGUCUAUGUGAACACAUACGGCAGAAUCACCAAAGACGUGGUGCUCCAGUGGGGGGAGAUGCCCACCUCCGUUGCCUACAUCCACUCCAACCAGAUCAUGGGGUGGGGAGAGAAGGCCAUUGAGAUCCGCUCCGUGGAGACGGGACACCUCGACGGAGUUUUCAUGCACAAGCGAGCUCAGCGACUGAAGUUCCUCUCCGAGAGGAAUGACAAGGUCUUCUUUGCCUCAGUCAGAUCCGGAGGCAGCAGCCAAGUUUUCUUCAUGACUCUGAACAGGAACUCUAUGAUGAACUGGUAACCCACUUGCACCCCUUCCCCCUACCUCCCCACCCCUCCCCCUCCAUGCCCCACGCCAUUGCUCGCACCUCUGUCCACAUGCCGUCAGUCUCUCCAGUAUCACCCUUGUGAACUCCAGGUAUACAUUAACACUGAGCAAAGGAGGAAGACAAGGAAGAGGAAGAGAUAAAGAGUGAGGAAACAAAGUGCUGUUACUCAAAUCGUGGUCCUCAGGUGCAGAGAACUGCCUGUUUUCCACCCUCCUUUUACUUGGGAGUCUGGUGUGAAGACAGUCUGGCCAAUCCGUAGCACUACUUCUUCAGUUAAUUACCUGGGAGAAAAGAAAACCAGGGCCGGAUUUGGAUUUGAGGGCCAGAUUUGAGUAUCCAUUAAACAAAGGGACCAAGGACCGUGGAUGCUGGCAGAGUAAAGCUGCAGAGGGAAUCACCAGAAAUAACUCUUUUACCUCCAGCAGGGGGUGGAAGGGAGCAGCAUACCCCUUCGUAGCCCUUUGGGUAUCGGUCUGGACAGUGUGAGGUUUGUGGUUGAUCACCUCUUUAUUGUCUCAUCCUAUGAUUGGUUCUCCAUGUUUGUGAGUGGGCUGGCCUCGGAGUGUGGGCUAAAUUGGAGACCUUCUGGUCGUCAGGAUGCCAGUGAUGAUUAAGAGACUUAUGGGCUUCAGGACAACAACCACACAUGAAUAUGUGGGUGUCUCAUACACACACCCACACACGCACAUUCGCUCCCAUUCACUCGAGCACACAGAUACAGACACACACAGACACAUUCACACAACUGUUCUUCCUGCUUCUGGGCCAUAAAUCAGCAGAACAUACAACACUGUCACUUUCUUUUGGUCUGAAUCCAUUCUCUGGCUGGUAAGUCCUACAGUCCUUGCUUUCUGGUUCAGGGUGUAUGUGUGCAUGCACGUGGCAUCUACUUUACAAGUUAUGGGAACUGCCGCACAGUGGAUCUGACAGGGGCUUCUUGCACUGUGGAUGUCAGGUGUCUGUGCCCUCUUGCCAAGUCUUACCACAUCACAUUACAUUACCAACAGAUUAUUUGGCAUUGAUGUAUCUGCAGUCACAGCCCUUAGUGCCCCGCCCCCCCCCCCCCCCCCCAUGCACACAUACACACCAUGAUGCUGGGUGCUUUACAUGAGUCUCUCGUGUGUUCUUCCUCUGAUAGUUUAGCUAGUUUUAUUACUCCUUCCGAACAGGUUUUUCGUAGGGUGUUUAAGUAGCUCACCUGUUUUUCCUUCUUUAAGUAACUGCACAUGUGGGUUGCCUGGAGAUUUAUUUCUUCAUCCUUUUGAAUGGUCAGAAAAUUCAUUCUAAAUGGAUCUGGUCUCACACUGCACAGCAUUCCUGCCAUUUUCUGAAUAUUAUAAUCUAUAUGUUUACAAAGGUUUAUUCUGUAAGUUUCUGCAAAUCAGGUAUAGUAUCUUUUCUCAAAGGAAAAAGGGAGCAAACCAUCUCGGAAACAAAACUGUGACCACUGAUUUUCAGGUCAUGAGCCCAAAGUGAGUUUUCAGGGUGUUAUCCUGACUAUGUAAGUUUGGUCCCCCUAAGUCAAAGUAAUGUCACACUAGGCUCAGAGAAGGAGGCUUUUAUUCUGAAGAGGGAGCACAAACCAGGAAAUGGAUGAGAUACGUGCCAAAACUCACAAAAUAAGUGUUUUGUUAAUACUGAAGAUGGCUAGUCAUUUUAUUCCCGUUAAUUUACAGUUGACUGUAAAAUAUGGAGUCUGGACAGUUUGCUUUGAGGUUCCUGGUCUUUCAGCUUUUAUUUAGAAUCCUUUAAAAAAGUGAAAUGUACAGAAUUUGCUAGGCUGGAGCCAAUGAUAACAUUCUCCAAUAAGUAAUAUUUUAUGACUAAUAAUGAUGUCACUGUUGCCAAAUAGCAAAAUGUGGUUCAACUUUUUUUUAUUUUUUAAUGUCUU